AUGGUGCGAAUAAGCCUAUUUCUUACUCUGUCGUUUCUUCUAUCAUGCGAGAGCUCUCCUUCGAUCUGGAAAUUCCCAUGCGGUGCAAAUGUACAAGAGAAGAAAGUGAAAGAAAUGUAUCUUGACUAUUUUCGAACAAAUCUGGAAUAUGAGUUUAGUCUGAAGUAUGAUUGUAUACUUGAUGGAAGAGCCCGCAUAAUCAAGCAAAUGAGUUUAAAACCAGAGUAUUUCAAGGAAGGGGUGUUUCUUGAUCUCGUCAUUCUGCACGGAAAAAUGGGCUCCUCCUACUCUUUCUUGAAAUGGGACGAAUGGAUGAGUAAGUUGAAAGAUUGGGCCGUGAAUUCUAACAGGAACAAGAAGAAGAAGUUGGAGGUCGGAUGCGCAAUGCUCAAAAAAUCGGAUUACGAAAUACUUUGCCUUCUACAGACACACGGAUCCAUCCUCAAGCGAAUAUAUCAGGACUAUUACAACAUCAGUACGGCCAGUUCUUCUUCCAACAAAAGCAAGCUUGAGUGA
Messenger RNA from Cylicocyclus nassatus, 516 nucleotides. The record is from the annotation of a GenBank genome assembly. Lineage: Eukaryota; Metazoa; Nematoda; Chromadorea; Rhabditida; Strongylidae.